AUGACUGACCUGAACAUUAAUUUAAGUCAGGCUGGCUACCUCAUCACUCUGAACAUCUUGUCGCUUGGGGUUGGAAAUUUGUUCUGGGUCCCGCUCUCCUUGAAGAUCGGGAAACGCCCGGUUUUGCUCUGGAGCACCGCGAUCUUUCUGGCCUCCAGUAUCUGGGCCGCUGAAGCUAAAGACUAUGCUUCCUUGCUUGGUGCACGUGUCGUGCAAGGCUUUGGUGCAAGCUCUUCUGAAGCACUUGGACCGGCGAUCGUAGCCGAUCUGUAUUUUCUGCAUGAGAGAGGGGCGAUGGUAGGGUUUUACACCUUCAUGAUCGCCGUGGGAAGUGCGCUUGGGGGCGUCUUCGGAGGCUAUGUCGCCAAUGCUAACUCGGACUGGCGUUGGGUGUUCCAUAUGGACACUAUCUUGGUGGGAGCAGUCUUCCUUUUUACCGCCUUGUUCCAAGCGGAGACAAAUUUCACAAGGCCACAAGAAUAUGAGACCGGGCAAGGAGUCGAAGCCUCAGAGAUCCAAGCAAUACGCGCCAAUUCUAGGAGUAGCUGGCUCAAAUCCCUCGCCGUGACCGGCUGGUAUGACAAGACUGUGUCCAUUUGGUGGCUUUGGUGGCGGCCGUUCUUGACGCUUCAAUACCCAUCAGUCAUUUGGGGUUCUCUCACAUAUGGGGUAACACUUGGUUGGAUCGUAUUGCAGCAGACCGCCAAUGCUUCUGCGUUACCCGUCUUGUAUGGAUACAAUGCGGUCAACAUCGGAAAUUCGUACUGGACUUACGUCAUUGGUGCUACGCUAGGUUGCAUUGCAGGAGGGCCCAUCAGCGACUAUGUGGUAGCCCUCGUAGCGAAGCGCCGCAAGGGAUACUUCAAGCCCGAAUUCCGACUCUGGGCACUGAUUCCGGCGUAUGUCUUGGGGCCCGUAGGACUCUUGAUGUGGGGUUUCGGACUAGGCCGUCGCCUGAACCCCAUGGUUGCCCUUGUUGGAUCCGGAAUUUCGUAUGGCGUGCUUUGCGCGGUCCCAGCGAUUGGAAUGACUUAUGUGGUUGAUAGCCACAGACCUGUCUCGGGCGAAACCAUGACCGUGCUUACUGCAUUUAAAAAUACUUUUGCUUUUGCGCUCAGUUUCGCGGUGACUCCCUGGAUUGAAAAGGAUGGGUAUGCAAAGGUUGGUGGCUGGAAGACGCUUAUCGAAGGUGUCAUCUUUGCGACGACGAUUCCGAUGUAUAUAUAUGGUGAAAGAAUCCGACGAUGGUCGGUCAAGCUCACCAUCUGA
Exophiala aquamarina CBS 119918 is the source of this 1269-nucleotide messenger RNA. RefSeq lists its product as uncharacterized. Gene Ontology annotation, biological process: transmembrane transport. Gene Ontology annotation, molecular function: transmembrane transporter activity. The record is from RefSeq and is a predicted model, not a curated record. NCBI's taxonomy places the organism in Eukaryota, Fungi, Ascomycota, Eurotiomycetes, Chaetothyriales, Herpotrichiellaceae. The transcript is spliced from 4 exons. The coding region runs from base 1 to 1269 and encodes 422 amino acids.